This is a messenger RNA of Arabidopsis arenosa, 1019 nucleotides long. The record is from the annotation of a GenBank genome assembly. Lineage: Eukaryota; Viridiplantae; Streptophyta; Magnoliopsida; Brassicales; Brassicaceae.
AAUCCUCUUCCUAAUCAUCACUAUCUCUAAUGGAUUCCGAUGUCGCAUUCGACUAUUCUCCGAGGUUUAGGAUCUUCAAGAACGGCCGCAUCGAACGCCUCGUAGCGGAAACAUUCGUCCCACCGUCGCUAAAACCCGAAAACGGCGUCGUAUCUAAAGACGCAGUCUAUUCACCGGAGAAAAACCUCUCUCUCCGCAUUUACCUCCCUAAGAAAUCCGUCGAUGAAACCGGCGAGAAGAAAAUCCCACUACUCGUCUACUUCCACGGCGGAGCUUUCAUCAUGGAAACAGCUUUCUCUACAAUUUACCACACUUUUCUCACAUCAGCUGUUUCAGCCACUGAUUGCAUCGCCGUCUCAGUAGAUUACCGGCGCGCGCCUGAGCAUCCGAUUCCAAUCUUGUACGAAGAUUCAUGGGAAGCGAUUCAAUGGAUCUUCACUCAUAUAACCAGAUCUGGUUCUGAAGAUUGGCUAAACAAACACGCAGAUUUCAGUAACGUAUUUCUCGCCGGAGACAGCGCCGGAGCAAACAUUGCGCAUCACAUGGCGAUUAGAGUCGAGAAAGAAGAACUCUCGCCGGAAAUUUUCAAAAUAUCGGGGAUGAUUCUGUUUCAUCCCUAUUUUAUGUCAAAAGCUUUGAUUGAGAAGAUGGAAGUGGGAGCGAUGAGAUAUUAUGAGAGGCUUUGGAGAAUCGCGAGUCCUGAUAGUGAAAACGGUGUGGAGGAUCCGUGGAUUAAUGUGGUCGGGUCGGAUCUAUCUGAGUUGGGUUGCGGGCGGGUUUUGGUUAUGGUGGCGGGAAAUGAUGUGUUGGCGAGGGGAGGUUGGAGUUACGCGGCGGAGCUGGAGAAGAGUGGAUGGGUAGGGAAAGUGGAAGUGAUGGAGACUAAGGAGGAAGGUCAUGUUUUUCAUUUGAGGAAUCCUGAUUCUGAUAAUGCUCGUCGACUUUUGCGGAAUUUUGCAGAGUUUCUUAAAGAAGGAACAUGUUAAGCGACGUCGUUGAAAUGAAAAAUGCAAAAAUAC